This is a messenger RNA of Cephus cinctus (wheat stem sawfly), 529 nucleotides long. RefSeq names its product TPPP family protein CG45057-like. NCBI's taxonomy places the organism in Eukaryota, Metazoa, Arthropoda, Insecta, Hymenoptera, Cephidae. The record is from RefSeq and is a predicted model, not a curated record. Bases 126 to 485 code for a protein of 119 amino acids. Gene Ontology annotation, biological process: microtubule polymerization. Gene Ontology annotation, molecular function: tubulin binding. The transcript has 2 exons.
UGUCAAAAAAAAAAACAACUGAUACCAUAAAAAAUUGUCCUACGACUUUUUCAGAUAUCCUCACACAACUCUUAAAGAGAGUUGAACUGUUCCUAUUUUUCUUUGUUCAAUAAGGAAUCCUUAAAAUGAUAGAUUACGGAGUUCCCAAGCCGGAGGAAGAGAUCGAAGUUGUACCCAUGGAGGAAAUGUUUGCAGCAUAUUGUCGAAUGGAUCCUGUAUCAUAUGCCAAAGGUGUAAAACUCAUACCACUUUCCCAAAGUGACAAAUGGUUAAUAUCAGCAAGACUUCUUGAUAUGCAUACCCUAACAACGACAGAGACAGGUACGCACUUCUUCAAGUUCAAGAAGCGCGCCCUCUCCUACACUGAAUAUCUUGAGUACCUGGAGGACUUGGCCAAGGCAAAGAACUUGGAUUUAAAUAAUAUGAUGUAUCACAUGCAAAGAUCCGGUAAACCGAUACAUCCUCGCGACAUUAAGAAAAACUAAUUAAAUAAUAAACAAUUUGUACAACAGAUGAUUUUUCCAUCACU